Messenger RNA from Meira miltonrushii, 621 nucleotides. RefSeq names its product RNA-binding domain-containing protein. NCBI's taxonomy places the organism in Eukaryota, Fungi, Basidiomycota, Exobasidiomycetes, Exobasidiales, Brachybasidiaceae. Gene Ontology annotation, molecular function: RNA binding. Gene Ontology annotation, cellular component: nucleolus; U12-type spliceosomal complex. The record is from RefSeq and is a predicted model, not a curated record. The transcript has a single exon. Gene Ontology annotation, biological process: positive regulation of mRNA splicing, via spliceosome. The annotation marks the transcript as partial.
AUGUCGAGGGCACCAGAUGCAGAUCGCAAUCAAGAAGCGACAUGUUAUAUAGGUAACUUGGACGAAAGGGCAACGGAUGCGCUUGUAUGGGAAUUAAUGAUUCAAGCUGGACCGGUUGUGAACGUUCAUUUACCCAAAGAUCGAAUUACAUCAAAUCAUCAAGGAUACGGCUUUACUGAAUUUCAAACUGAACAAGAUGCAGAAUAUGCAUGUAAGAUCAUGAACGGUAUUAAACUAUUUGGAAAACCGUUAAGGGUGAACAAAGCAAGCUCAGAUCGUAAACAGAUCGAUAUCGGUGCAAACCUGUUCAUCGGGAAUUUGGAUAGUGGUGUUGAUGAGAGGAUUUUAUACGAAACCUUUUCUGCUUUUGGAAAUGUGGUAGGGAUACCAAAGGUUGCCAGAGAUGAAAGUAGUGGUGUAUCGAGAGGCUUUGGAUUCGUUUCUUUUGAUGCUUUCGAAUCUUCAGAUGCUGCAAUUGAAGCAUUGAAUAACCAAUUCUUGCUCAAUAAGCCGAUCAACGUUUCGUAUGCAGUCAAGAAGGACGGCAAAAAUGGGGAAAGACAUGGAACACCAGCAGAAAGAUUGCUUGCUGCUCAGGCCCGAAAGAACAAUGCAUUGCCU